GAGAAGUAAGAAGGAAAGAGAGGAGAUGGAGAGGGAAAGGAGGAAAGCUGACCGAGAGAUAGAGGAGGAGAAGGAGCGCAUAGCUAAGGAAAAAGAAGAGAGGAUUCGUCUGCUCCGGGAAGAGCUGAAAAGAGAAGAGGAGGAGGAGGAGGAGAAACUGAGGGGGGAGACUGAGGAAAGACUGAGGGCUUUACGGCAGCACCUCCUGUCUAGAAGGAGAGAGGAGGAGACCAGGCUGAACGAGGAGUCUGACAGAAUGUUGGAGGAGCUCAGAGAGUCUACGAAGAGGGAGAGGGAGCAGCAGCAACACAAACUCAGGGAAGAGAGUGAAGUCCUGUUAAAGGAGGUACGUGUCACUCUAGAGGAAGAGCAAACUGCAGCGCGGGAAAGACUGGAGGCCCAGAAGACACGGGACAUCGAGCGACUGAAGGCGGAGUUAGAAGAAGAGCUGGAGACAGAGAAGAAGAGGCUCCAGAGAGAGAGGAAGGAGAAACUGGACUCUCUGAAACAGGAGGUCAGAAGCACAGAGAGGAGGAGGGAGCUGAUGAUGAGUCCGCGGCCUGAGCUGCAACUGGCCGAGUACCACCGCGAGCUGACCGAUGUGCUCCAGGAAGUGCGAGAGGAAGUGCAGCGGGAUCACGAGAGGAAGCUGGAGCAGCUGAGGAACGACCACAGGAGAGAGAUGAACAGCAUAAGAGAGAAAUAUCUAGACGAGGAGACGGCUCAGAGGGAGCGCUUGCUGUCCACUCUGCAGGAGGACAGAGAGCGAUUGCAGGCCUCACAUGCUGUCCAGCUGGAGAAGCUCCGCUUACAGCUGGAUGCACAGAUACAAAAGACUGAGCUGGCACACUCACGCAAGGAGUCAGAGCUGCAGGAUUUGGGGGAUCAGCUGGAGCUGAGAGCCAAAGAGCUGAAGAGCCAGGAGGCCAUGCUGCAGACCAAGGCAGCAGAUCUGAAGAGGAGGAGGAAGCUGCUUGGACAAGAGGAGCAGGAAGUGGACCGACAGAUAGAGGCCUUACCUCGGCUGAUCCAGGAAAGAGACCGGCUGAGAGAGGAACUCGAGAGGAUGAGAGAAGAGACAGCCCAAGCCAGAGAACUCAUCAACAGAGCCAGGGAGGAGAGGAGUGAGGCCAAGGAGAAGGAGGAGAGGCUUAGGGAGGAGUUGGACCGAGCCAGGGAAGAGAGCAGGAGAGCCAGGGAGGACAAGGAGCACCUGGAGACCAAGGUGGCAUUGCUGCAGGAGAGAUGUGACCGCCUCAGCCACAGAGUCAGUGAGCUGGAACGAGGUGAAGGGGCGAGCACGUCCGCGGAACAAGAGCAGGACAGAAAGAAGGCGGCAGAGAAGACGCCGCCGCCCUCCAGUGACAGAAGAGACACAUCACUACAUGUAGAUGACCUGGAGGAGCCGCCUCUUUCCCCUGUACCUGACAGCAACAGCAGCAUGGAUGAAUUCCGGCGGUACAUCUCCUCACAUGGCGCUUCCAUCCAGAAGACCAAACUCUUCCUGGAGAGAGAGAGCAGCCGGCUGAUGAAGAGGCAGGCGGCCCUGCAGGCCCACCCCGCUCAGGGAAGAGCGACCGAAGAGACGAUGAUAAACCUUGAGCAGGAAGCCAACAGUGUGGCGGAGCUGGAGCGGACGGUUCAGAGAGGAAACAGUCUCCUGCGGAGGAAAGAGGAGCAGCUUCUGCAGCUAGAGAACUCUAUAGCCAAAGAGCCGCUGUUUGAGGAUUUGUCUCGGCUCGCCGGAGGAAGGAAGGUAACCUUUGAUGUGAGUGAGUCAGACCUCAGCAGCACCGUGGAACCGCCAUAUGGGACAGGUGAUAUUCCCACUGUUCCAGCCAAAGUCCAGGAAUUAGCAGAGUCACUGCAGCAGAUCUCAGGCCAGCUCAACACCGUCCUGGGUGCCUUGGGUUCGCUGACCCAGCAGCAGAGCACCACACCUUACGCAGCUUUCCCUCCACCUCUGUCUCAUCCUCACUCCACUCUAGCUCCUACCUCCUCCUCAUCAGCUCCUGUCAUUGCUCAGAUGUACAACCUGGGAACCAGCUCCUUAGCCUCGCCUCCUCCUCUGGAGAGGCCCUCAGAGCCACCGUGGAGCUGGGCGACUCAGAGCGGCCCUGCAGCCUCCCCACUCUUCAGCACGCCCAUCAGCAGUGAGCUGAGGGCAUCCAGGGACACCCUCAACAGCCGCUGGAGCCAGAUAUUCCCUGGAGCAGCUGUUGCCCCGCUCGGUUCCAGCACAACAAGACCCUCCACGGCUUACUCAUCAUACACUCCUCUGAAUGAACACAGCCGGGCGCUUCACUCCACACCGAGAUCAGCUGAGAUGGACGGCCAAAGGCUGCAGGGGCUGAUAGACGGCAACAAGAGGUGGCUGGAAAUGCGCAAGAAAGACACCAGCAUACCGCUGUUCACCCGCUAUCAGGCUCCCUCCUCAAAGAGCGGGCUGGUCCAGCUGGGCCUGGAUGACAACAAUCAGAUCAGAGUCUAUCAUUACUGACAACAUGAUGCACGGCCUCCCUCUACCGAGACCGUUACCGAGGACUUUGUAUUACUGACUGUGACACGUCUGCAUCGUGAUGUUUACAUUCCUUCUUCUUCUUUUAAAAUUAAAUAUGUCGGUUCAGAAAAUUUUCAGGGAUCGUUCAGCCUCCUCUGCUCUUCCCAGAGGAAGAGAUCACUCUAGAGGACAUGGCUGUUCAUUCAGGGAGGUUACAUAUCUGAGAGGGCUGAGGACUUUUAUCCUCCAACACUAGAAACUACUUUUAUUUUUUCAGGCAAACAAAUUCAGGGUUAGAGGUCCAUGCCAGAACUUAUCCACUCUGUGUUUUAAAGCUGUAGUUCACUUGUGUCGGGUUGGGUUUUCCUAAUAAGUAUAAGACAAUCACAGAGAAGUGUCCUGUGCGAUUUCUCUAUUGCUGAAACCUUUCCUUCCACAACACGGCCUGAUGGAGGUUAACCGUUUAUGUAAUGCACUUUUUAACAGAGACUGAAUUUCCUGUUGUUUUUGUAAAGACAGUGAAGCCAAUCCACUUUGAAAAAUGUUUAAUGUCCAGUCUCCUGGUGUUUGCAUAUCAGUAAUAGUGAGCUGUCGACUAGUUGUGCCUGUUACAUAUUUGUGUAAAUAUUGUAUUUUUCUAUGAAAUAUUUUAAUAAAACAUUUUUAAUGUG
Maylandia zebra (zebra mbuna) is the source of this 3171-nucleotide messenger RNA. It is a transcript of the gene cep164, whose product is annotated as centrosomal protein 164. Gene Ontology annotation, molecular function: protein binding. Lineage: Eukaryota; Metazoa; Chordata; Actinopteri; Cichliformes; Cichlidae. Gene Ontology annotation, biological process: cilium assembly. The record is from RefSeq and is a predicted model, not a curated record. Gene Ontology annotation, cellular component: ciliary transition fiber; centriole; centrosome.